Molecule: messenger RNA, 1020 nt
Organism: Aureobasidium namibiae CBS 147.97
Lineage: Eukaryota; Fungi; Ascomycota; Dothideomycetes; Dothideales; Saccotheciaceae
Product: phospholipase A2
Exons: 4
Coding region: 1-1020 (339 amino acids)
Molecular function (GO): 2-oxoglutarate-dependent dioxygenase activity
Source: RefSeq, a predicted model, not a curated record
AUGACACACUCGACUACUCAAGAUCAAGCGACUAAGCUAGACUCUGCGAUUCGGGAGCUCAUCACAACUUAUGAUGAACUGAACUCAAGUCUCGUCGAUGAAUUAUAUGAAGAGCCAAGUGCCCUUGAGUUCAUGCAGUAUGUCGCCAGGAAUCGGCCGUUUGUUGUAAGAAAAGGUGCUCAAGACUGGACGGCCAUUGAAAAGUGGGACUCACAUUAUCUUCUCAAUGUCCUUGGUGACAGCCUCGUCAAUGUAGCAAUCACUCCAUUCGGCAACGCAGAUGCAGUUUUGCAAGAAGAUGAUGGUUCACUAUCCUACGUCAAGCCACUUGAACGGCUCGAGCCUUUCGACAAGGUCAUCCGCUACAUCGCAGAACAAGAAGAAAAUCCGUCAGUAUUGACACCCAUCAAGUAUGCUCAGACGCAAAACGACAACCUUCGCAACGAGUAUUCCCCUCUUUUCGACGAUGUCCCUUCCGAUAUACCCUUUGCUCGCAUCGCUCUCCGUAAAACACCCGAGGCUGUGAAUUUCUGGCUCGGCAACAGUCUUUCCACCACAUCUCUUCACAAAGACAAUUACGAGAACCUGUACGUUCAGGUGCGAGGCCAAAAGCACUUUGUCAUCAUGCCCCCCACAGCUGCUGCUGCUGUCAACGAGCAAAGCAUUCCUGGCACCACAUAUGUCUCAACCAGCCAGGACGAGACAGCGGACCUGAAAGUGCAGGAUUUGAAGCAUGUGCUUGAUGAGCCUGAAUUGAUCGUUCCAGUACCAACGUGGGAUCCGGAUUUUCCUGAUGUUAGACCGACGCUGUACUCGAAGCUUGUCACGCCAUUACGAGUCACGCUCAACGAGGGUGAUAUGAUGUAUCUACCUGCCAUGUGGUAUCACAAGGUCGGGCAGAGUUGUGGUGAUGAGGGUUACUGUUGUGCUGUCAACUAUUGGUACGACAUGGAGUUCUCUGGAUCGUUCUGGGCUUCCAAUGCCUUUGCUCGCGAUGUCGCCAGAGCGGUCAACAAGUAG